Molecule: messenger RNA, 783 nt
Organism: Staurois parvus
Lineage: Eukaryota; Metazoa; Chordata; Amphibia; Anura; Ranidae
Source: the annotation of a GenBank genome assembly
AUGAAUAACUUGAACAAUCCACCUCAGUGGAAUAUCCAACCUAAUGAAGAUGGAAAUGGGAGUAAAUGGAAUUAUGCUUUGCUGGUUCCCCUAAUGGGACUUGCUGCUUUCCGAUGGAUCUGGUCAAAGGAAUCUGAAAAACAAAUUAGAACAGCUAAACUAGAUUAUCAACAGAAAGUGAAUGAUAUCCAAAAAGAUCUGGAAAAGAAAUAUCAAGACAUUGUUGUUGAAAACCGACAUACAGUGGCUCAUUUGCAAAUAGAGCUUGAAAAAGAAAAGAACCGGACACUAAGUUAUCGUAAAGCUCUCAUAACUCAAAGUCAAAAAUUAGUCGAAGAAAGGAAGCUCCUGGAACAUGAGCAAGACAAAUUAAAGCAAGAAAUCAAAGCAGCUCAAAAGAGUGGAGCAGUUGGAGCUUUGUACACAAGCUACCUUGAUAAGGAAAAAGAAUGGCAGACAAAUGCAAAAUGUUUACUUAGUGAAUUUGAAGAAGCCCUCAAAGAGAGACAGGGCAUUUACUGUAGCUUAGUAGCAUCUAGGAAAAAAAGAUUAGAAAUAGAAAAAAACUUGCUUGUUAAAGCUGCAACCAAUCCAGCAGCAGUGGAAUUAGAAAUGUCAGAAGGCUUGGUAGACAUUUUUAAACAUGACACUCAUUGUGCAGCAUUGUUGAACAUUAAUAAGCAUGAAAAUGGUAGACUAAUGUGGCUAUAUUUGAAAUAUUGGGAACUGCUAGUAGACUUUAAAAAAUUCAAGAGAGCUGAAGACGCUUUAAUAGGGAAGUAG